CUCCGCAUUUCCAACCUUUCUUCUAAUAACUACUAGUUCUACUCCAUCGUCUGAUCCACACGCUUCCUUUCUUUUAAUUCCAAGUCCAUUCCUCUUGUCCCCUUAUUCUUCACUCUUUCAUUUAACCUAACCAAAGAACCACUCACCCAAACUCCAGAGAAGAACCACGCCAUCAACAAUGCCCGCCUCCACACGCAUCCCCCCCAUCGCCCUCCCCUUCGUCAGCGACCGCGCCAAGAAGACCCUGGAUCUGGUCGAAGAAUUCGUCGAGAAGGACUGCAUCCCCGCCGAGGCCGUCUUCCAGGCCCAACUGGGCCAGGGCGAGCAGCGAUGGACCACCCACCCGGCCGUCAUGGAGACCCUGAAGGCCCGCGCCCAGCAGCUCGGCCUGUGGAACAUGUUCCUGCCCAAGAACCACUUCGCCCAGGGCGCCGGCUUCUCGAAUCUGGAGUACGGGCUCAUGGCCGAGUAUUUGGGAAAGAGUCUGAUUGCUUCCGAGGCAACGAAUAACGCCGCCCCGGACACGGGCAACAUGGAGGUCCUGGCCAAGUACGGCAACGAGGCGCAGAAGCAGCAAUGGUUGACGCCGCUGCUGGAAGGCCGGAUUCGGUCUGCGUUUCUGAUGACCGAGCCGGAGGUGGCGUCGAGCGAUGCCACGAAUAUCCAGCUGAAUAUUCGGAGGGAAGGGGAUGAGUAUGUCUUGAAUGGAUCGAAAUGGUGGUCCUCCGGCGCCGGCGACUCCCGCUGCGCCAUCUACCUGGUGAUGGGCAAAUCCGCGCCCGACCACCCGGACCCCUACAAGCAGCAAUCCGUGAUCCUGGUGCCGGCGCACACGCCGGGGAUCACGGUGCACCGGAUGCUGACGGUGUACGGGUACGACGACGCGCCGCACGGCCACGGGCACAUCAGCUUCGAGAACGUGCGGGUGCCCGCGGCCAACCUGGUGCUGGGCGAGGGCCGCGGGUUCGAGAUCAUCCAGGGCCGGCUGGGGCCGGGCCGCAUCCACCACGCGAUGCGCACGAUCGGCGCCGCCGAGAAGGCGCUGGAGUGGCUGAUCGCGCGCAUCAACGACGACCGCAAGCAGACCUUCGGCCGGCCCCUGGCCAGCCACGGCGUCAUCCUCGAGUGGGUCGCCCGCUCGCGCAUCGAGAUCGACGCCGCCCGCCUCGUCGUCCUCAACGCCGCCAUCAAGAUCGACCUCGGCGACGCCAAGUCCGCCCUCCGCGAGAUCGCCCAGGCCAAGGUCCUCGUCCCCCAGACCGCCCUCGCCGUCAUCGACCGCGCCGUCCAGGCCUACGGCGCCGCCGGCGUCUGCCAGGAUACCCCCCUCGCCUACAUGUGGGCCCUGAUCCGGACGCUGCGCAUCGCCGACGGGCCCGACGAGGUGCAUCUGCAGCAGCUCGGGAAGCGCGAGAAUCGCGACCGCAAGGCCGAGAUCCGCCAGAAAUUGGACUGGCAGCGCGGCGAGGGCGAGAGGUUGUUGAGCCAGUCCGGGUUGAAGAUUAAGGGCCGGUUGUAGUUUUGGGUUCUCAGUUUGUUUGCUCUACUCGCAUAUUUGGUUAAGUGAAGUAGGUUGAUACCUUUUUGCAAAUACUCAGGAAAACUAGGAAGAACUCCAUAGGGUUAAGGUAUAUCGGAAAUGUAUGUAAGAUUUCAUAGCCUCAUUCCCCAUGCACGAAGUAAUAACGAAAACCCAUAGACCAUGAUAACAUAAA
Aspergillus fijiensis CBS 313.89 is the source of this 1715-nucleotide messenger RNA. RefSeq names its product acyl-CoA dehydrogenase family protein. NCBI's taxonomy places the organism in Eukaryota, Fungi, Ascomycota, Eurotiomycetes, Eurotiales, Aspergillaceae. The transcript is spliced from 4 exons. The record is from RefSeq and is a predicted model, not a curated record. Bases 179 to 1519 code for a protein of 446 amino acids. Gene Ontology annotation, molecular function: oxidoreductase activity, acting on the CH-CH group of donors; flavin adenine dinucleotide binding.